GCAUCGAUCGACGCGACGAGACAAGAUGCGGGAGAGAUGAAGAUCACCAACCUCUACAAAGUCGAAACACUCGACCAUCGCUUUGCUCCUCCCGGACAAGCAGAGCAGAAGCCUCUCGCCGACGCCCAGCCGUCGAAAUGGAACACCCCCGAAUACUACAUCUACUACCUCUUCUUCCUGACCAUUCCUCCGUUGAUGUUCAAAGCGGUUUAUGAUGUGUCACAACCGUCUCACCCCAACUACGCCCGCUAUGAGCAACUACUCUCUCCAGGAUGGAUACCAGGCCGCAAAGUCGACAACUCCGAUGCGCAGUACAGGGGCUUUCGAGACAACAUCCCCUAUAUGGCGGUUGUAUUGUGUCUGCACCCCUUGCUCCGAAAAGCGUAUGAUCGCUGGGCUGGGGACUCGGUUUUUACGCAAGCCAAUGGUUCCGCAAAGCAGAGACCCGAGGAAGGAACGGCAGCGGAUGCACGGCUGGCGAGACGUAUUCGAUUCGAUCUGGGCUUUGCUACUAUCUUCCUCCUGGCCCUGCACGGCUUCUCCGCACUGAAGGUGCUACUACUUGUCUACCUCAACUACCAGAUAGCGACUGCGCUUCCAAGACGCUACGUUCCCAUCACCACAUGGAUCUUCAAUAUUGGCUUGUUGUUCGUGAAUGAGCUCUACCACGGUUAUCCAUUUGCAAAACUUGCUGGAAACACCUCUACCUGGGGAGCUUGGCUCGACAGCUAUGGCGGGCUGAUACCACGAUGGGAAGUCUUGUUCAAUUUCACCGUCCUCCGACUUAUCGCUUUCAACUUCGACUAUAUCUGGAUGCGGGAUCGUCGCGAAUCCAGCCCAGUGGAGAAGAAGAGCAUCGACCCCUCAAAUCUACCUGAAAAGGAGCGACUCAAAUAUGGAGCCACGGUCAAGGACUUUACCUUCCACAACUACCUCGCCUAUACCCUCUACUCACCCUUGUAUCUCGCCGGACCCAUCAUCAACUUCAACGACUACAUUUGUCAAUCCCGCUAUCAACUUUCCACAAUCAGUCGAUCACGAAUCGUCCCCUACGCCAUCCGCUUCAUCAUUUGCCUGCUCACAAUGGAAGUAGUCCUCCAUUACUUGUACGCAGUCGCCAUCUCCAAAUCCAACCCAGACUGGACAGCCUACACGCCCUUCCAACUAAGCAUGCUGGGCUACUUCAACCUCCACGUCAUCUGGCUCAAACUACUCCUUCCCUGGCGCUUCUUCCGCCUUUGGGCAUUGCUCGACGGCGUCGACGCUCCGGAAAAUAUGGUGAGGUGUAUGAGUGACAACUACUCUACCAUGGCUUUUUGGAGAAGCUGGCACCGCAGCUUCAACCAGUGGGUCACGCGAUAUAUCUACAUUCCUCUCGGCGGCAGUCGAGUCGGCAAAGUUCGCGCCGUCAUGAAUUUCCUCGCAGUCUUCACAUUCGUCGCAAUCUGGCACGACAUCAAUCUGCGGCUACUGAUCUGGGGCUGGCUUGUGGUGUUGUUUGUCCUGCCGGAAGCCAUCGCCACUCUCCUGUUCCCCCACAAAGCAUGGAAAGAUAGUCCCAACGCCUACCGCUGGCUCUGUGGUAUCGGAGCCGUGGGCAACGUCCUGAUGAUGAUGGCGGCAAAUCUGGUCGGAUUCGCACUUGGCCUGGAUGGCUUGAAAGGUCUCGUCGAUGGAAUUGUCAGCACCCUUGGCGGACGAGUAUUCUUGCUGGCCGCGUGCAUUACUCUCUUCGUCGGUGCGCAAGUCAUGUUUGAGGUUCGCGAGGCGGAGAAGAGAAGGGGGAUCAAUAUGAAGUGCUAAUUCUACUCAUCUCGAGCAGGCAUCGAUACUUGGCUUCGAGUCAAUCUCUGCAGCUCAAUUCAUUUCAAUACCUCCAUGGGGCACAUGGCGUCCGUCGCUCGCUCGUCCGUCGUUCGCUCGUCUGCCACGCAGCUG
This is a messenger RNA of Neohortaea acidophila, 1938 nucleotides long. Its product is annotated as MBOAT, membrane-bound O-acyltransferase family-domain-containing protein. The transcript is spliced from 2 exons. Bases 37 to 1803 code for a protein of 588 amino acids. The record is from RefSeq and is a predicted model, not a curated record. Gene Ontology annotation, cellular component: endoplasmic reticulum. Gene Ontology annotation, biological process: GPI anchor biosynthetic process. NCBI's taxonomy places the organism in Eukaryota, Fungi, Ascomycota, Dothideomycetes, Mycosphaerellales, Teratosphaeriaceae.